Mercurialis annua (annual mercury) is the source of this 958-nucleotide messenger RNA. Its product is annotated as protein NTM1-like 9. Gene Ontology annotation, molecular function: DNA binding. The coding region runs from base 101 to 766 and encodes 221 amino acids. Lineage: Eukaryota; Viridiplantae; Streptophyta; Magnoliopsida; Malpighiales; Euphorbiaceae. The transcript has 3 exons. Gene Ontology annotation, biological process: regulation of DNA-templated transcription. The record is from RefSeq and is a predicted model, not a curated record.
ACCUUAGACUCAACACACUCUAAAACUUACACUACUCUCUUACAACAAGCUCAUCCAUCAUCUACUUUGAUUCUCAUUUUCAAAAGAAGUAAUUGAAGCAAUGGAUUCUGGAACUGGCUACAGAUUCCACCCGUCGGAUUUCGAAUUGGUCGAUCAUUACUUAAGGCAGAAAAUGCUCGGCAAUGAUGACGAAGUCUGGCAAAUUCCUGAGGUUCAAGUCCUCAAUUUCGAACCGUGGGAAUUACCCCAGCAUUCGAUAACGUUAAGCAGCUCGAACGAUCAAGUGUGGUAUUUCUUUUGCACUCCGAAUUACAAGUACUCCAAUAGCAAGCGCGUCGACAGAACAACCAAUGCUGGAUACUGGAAAGUUACCGGCAAAGAACGUAAAAUCGAGGAUAUUGGAUUUAAAAGGACUUUGGUUUUUCAUCAUGGUCGUCCUAAAGGAGUUAAAACAAAUUGGAUUAUGCAUGAAUACACUCCCACUUUCGACUUCCAGACUCAUAGGGAGUUUGUUGUUUGCAAAAUAAAGAAAAGGCCGGAUGAAGAAGAAGACGGAUCAAGUAGUUCUAUGGUACCUGCUUAUACUGAAAAUCAAACCUAUAAUUCAACCUUUCAGCAAGAAUUUAAUCCAUCGGUCCAAUCUGCUUUUGGAAAUUACGCAACCGAGGAGGAGACUCACGAGGAAACAUAUAUGCAAUCAUUUCAGGGGUACGACGAGCAAGAUUACAAUCUUAACUUUGCAUUUCAGUGGCGAAAUAACUAUUAAUCAAUGAAAGAUAGCCAAUGUCAUAAGAAAUAUUAAUAUUGUUGUUUGUUGUUUGUUGUUUGUCUGCAUGCCAAUAGUUGUACACGAAUGUUUUUUAUCUUAUCUAAAAUAAUAUGAUAUUGUCUGUCAAAUACAUGUAGUUGUAUGCAUAUCUAUUAAAUCUUUCCAUAAGUUUCGAGUUGGAUUCCUUUG